Molecule: messenger RNA, 6531 nt
Organism: Crotalus tigris (Tiger rattlesnake)
Lineage: Eukaryota; Metazoa; Chordata; Lepidosauria; Squamata; Viperidae
Gene: SKI
Product: SKI proto-oncogene
Exons: 7
Coding region: 1325-3574 (749 amino acids)
Biological process (GO): negative regulation of BMP signaling pathway
Cellular component (GO): nucleus
Molecular function (GO): SMAD binding; RNA polymerase II cis-regulatory region sequence-specific DNA binding; DNA-binding transcription factor activity, RNA polymerase II-specific
Source: RefSeq, a predicted model, not a curated record
GCGCCGGUUCCUGGAAGAGCCCAGCCUGGGGAGUUGGUCACAUUCUUGGCUGGCAUUCAAGAGCUGAGCAGACACCAACAAACAGAGGGGAGGCGGCGGCGGCGGCGGCGGCGGCCGGAAAGGAGGAGGAGCAGCAGCAGCAGCAGCAGCGCCCAGCCCGCCCGAUCGUCCUCAGUCCGGGCUGGAGCGGGCAGACGAGCGAAGGUGAGCAGGGCCGGGCGCCGAGACAGAGGGGCGGAAGGCGCAGCCGCGAUCAAAGGCCACCCGGUCCGUGCCAGACAGCAGCACCAGCCCAGCAGCAGCCCCAGCAGCGGCGGCGCUUCCCCCGGUUCGGAGGCGGCCAGCGGAGAAAGCCCUCGCGGCUGGGGAAGAGGACGAUCCGGGACCCCGCUGCCUCCCCUUCUCUCUCUGCCCGAUCUGCGAAGGGGGCCAUGGACAGAAAGGCAGCCGCUUCCCCGCCGCCCGGAGUUGCUGCUUGGACCUCGGACGACGCGCCCCGGGGUUGCUAACAGCCUCCCCCCCCCAGCCAGCCUUUAUUUUAUUUUAUUUUAUUUUGACUCCCCCCUCCUUCCUCCUCCAGAGCGGUCUGCGGUUCUAUUCCCCCCCCCGGAGGCUAUUUUUGGGGGGUGGGGGGAAGAGGGCUUUUUUUUUUUUUCCUCCCCGCGGGGGCAGCGGGAGCGAGCGCGCGUCCUCCUCCCCCCCCCCACCAGCACCAGCGUCGGGCGGACCUCGCCGGCUCGGCUGGGAGCGCUUUCCCUCUCGCCCCUUCUUUUUAUAACUUUUCCCUCUCCCCCCGCCCCUUCCCCGAAGAUCUAGUUUUCUCUCUCUCUCCCUUUCGCUUUCUCCUCCCCUGUUUUUGGCUCUUUGGCUGCUUUGGCUCCGGGGGCCGAGAGAGAGAGAGAAAAAAAUUCCUUUUUCCCCCCUGAAAGUUGGGAGGCCAGGGGCGUCGGGGGCAGAGCGCAGCCAAAGAAGAAGGAGCGCCCGCGCAUCCCCAGGAAGAGAGACGGGAAAUGUGAGAGUCGGUGGCGCUCGCCCCUCCGGCCUUCGAGGACAGCGGCGUCCCAUCGGAACGAAGGAGGGCGGCUUGGGGGGGGCUGUGGUUGGUCUUUUUUGGGGGCCCCCACCCUUCCCCGUCUGCCUUGCGCUCGCCUUUCCUCCCCCCUUGGAAGAGCCCGCCCCGCCAGAGAGAGAGAGAGGGGGAGAGGACGCCUCUUCUUCCCCGAGGCUGGAACUGGGGCGCGUUUCCCGGGGGGCCCCCCAGGCCAAAGGAAAAAUUCGGCGCCGCAGGAACCAGGGACGCGGGGGGGCCGGCAAGCCGGCGAAGAUGGAGACGGUCCCUCGGAGCGGCUUCCAGCCUCACCCGGGCCUGCAGAAGACCCUGGAGCAGUUUCAUCUCAGCUCCAUGAGCUCGCUGGGCGGGCCGGCCGCCUUCUCGGCCCGCUGGGCGCAGGAGCUCUACAAGCGCGAGAGCGCCAAGGAGGCGGCGGUGGCGGCGGCUUCCUCCGUGGCCCCCGAGCCGCCCCUGCCGCCGCUGCCCCCCAUCCCGCCGCCCCCGCCGCCGGUGAUGGCCGGCCCCUUCUUCAUGCCGUCGGACCGCUCGACGGAGCGCUGCGAGACCGUCCUGGAGGGCGAGACCAUCUCCUGCUUCGUGGUGGGCGGCGAGAAGCGGCUCUGCCUGCCCCAGAUCCUCAACUCGGUCCUGCGCGACUUCUCGCUCCAGCAGAUCAACUCGGUCUGCGACGAGCUGCACGUCUACUGCUCCCGCUGCACCGCCGACCAGCUGGAGAUCCUCAAAGUCAUGGGCAUCCUGCCCUUCUCGGCGCCCUCCUGCGGCCUCAUCACCAAGACGGACGCCGAGCGCCUCUGCAACGCCUUGCUCUACGGGGGCGCCUUCCCGCCCGGCCGGUGCAAGAAGGAGCUGGCCGGCGGCGGCGGCGGCGCCCUGGAGCUGGACCUGGAGCUGACGGAGCGCAGCUUCAAAGUCUACCACGAGUGCUUUGGCAAGUGUAAGGGCCUGCUGGUGCCCGAGCUGUACAGCAGCCCCAGCGCCCCCUGCAUCCAGUGCCUGGACUGCCGGCUCAUGUACCCGCCGCACAAGUUUGUCAUCCAUUCCCACAAAGCCCUGGAGAACCGAACUUGCCACUGGGGCUUCGACUCGGCCAACUGGCGAGCCUACAUCCUCCUCAGCCAGGAUUAUGCCAGCAAGGAGGAGAAAGCCAGGCUGAGCCAGUGCCUGGACCAGAUGAAGGAGAAGUUCGACUACAGCCAUCGGUACAAGAGAAAGGCACCCAGGGUCCCGUCCGAUCCUCCUGUCCCCAAGAAACCCAAAACGGACGAUGUCCUGCAGUCUCCCCUACUUGGUGAUAAAGAGAAACAGUCCAGUUGGUUACGAUCCUUGUCCAAUUCAUCCAGUAAGAAUAUUGGGUGUCUCCAUCCCCAGCAGCGUCUUUCCGCAUUCCGGCCCUGGUCCCCCGCCGUUUCAACCAGCGAGAAGGAGGUCUCCAACCACAUCCCUCGGUUGAUCAGAGACAAUUUCUAUUCGUAUAAAAGUUUUGAGAACUCCGUCGCACCCAACGUGGCGCUGGCCCCCCCUCCUCAGCCAAAGAUCGUCAGCAACCCACUGUGCCCCCCGGCUGCCUUGCGGAACGGCGAGCCCCUGAGCAACCCUCCCCAGCUCCGGAAAAGGAAACAGGUCUCCGAACACCCGGCCGUGCCCGAACCGACGCCCGCUGCCGUGCCCACCGUCGCUCCUCCCGCCGCUACCACGGAAGAAGACAAGGAAUCCGAAGCCGAGAUAGAAGUAGAAACACGAGAAGAAUUCACUUCCUCCCUGUCCUCGCUCUCCUCCCCAUCCUUCACCUCUUCGAGUUCAGCCAAGGACAUGAACUCCCCCAGCCUGCAAGUCCAGCCUGCCGUCCCUGCCAGCAGCAACAGCAGCAGCAGCAGCACCGUCUUUGAAGGCUCGAGUCAUGCCGAGCCUCCCAACGGCCCCAAUGGGUUGGAAGCUGAACUGGAGCAUCUGAGGCAGGCCUUGGAUGGCGGUCUGGACACGAAAGAAGCCAAAGAGAAAUUCCUCCACGAGGUGGUGAAGAUGAGGGUGAAGCAGGAAGAGAAGCUCAAUGCUGCCUUGCAAGCCAAGCGCAGUCUCCACCAGGAGCUGGAAUUCCUCCGCGUGGCCAAGAAGGAGAAGCUGAGGGAGGCGACGGAAGCCAAGCGCAACCUGAGGAAGGAGAUUGAGCGCCUCCGGGCAGAGAAUGAGAAGAAAAUGAAAGAGGCCAACGAGUCCCGGAUACGGCUGAAGCGGGAACUGGAGCAGGCCCGACAGGUCCGGGUGUGCGACAAGGGCUGCGAGGCCGGCCGUCUACGAGCCAAGUACUCGGCCCAGAUUGAAGAUCUGCAGGUGAAGCUCCAGCAUGCGGAGGCCGACCGGGAACAGCUGCGGGCCGACCUCUUGCUCGAGCGCGAAGCUCGCGAGAACUUGGAAAAAGCUGUCAAGGAACUGCAAGAGCAACUAUGGUCGAAGCAUAACGACCUGCCCAGCAGCGCCCACACCCCAAAAGACCCCGAGAACUGAGGCCGCCCCGGCCCCGAAACCGGUGGAAUCGAUGCGCUGCCUGUGGCCCCAGGGCCGAUCUGUGCAUAGUAAGCGAGAAUGCGUUGGAAGAGGCUUUUUUUCCCCCCAUCCCUGCAUGUGGCUAAAAAAAACCCAUGGAUCUGGUUCUUAAUCGGAGGGCAAAUGUUACUCUUUAUAACGAAAGCACUGAAUUCUGCCUCUUUUUUUAAAAAAAAUCCGUAUAGCACAACAUUUUCCUGUGCCUAUAACGUGAAAAGUGUUUAUAAAUCUACUCUUUUGAGUCUGCAGCAAAAAAGAAAAAAGGAAAAAAAAAUUAAAAUGUAUUUUUUCUUUUCUACUGGGAAAAAAAAACAACUUGUCCGGUCAGCAGCGUUUGGGGAAAGAAGGGACAAGUUUCCAGGGCUGCUACAAAUAUAUAGAGAGAUAUGUGUGUGUGUGUGUCUGUGUACACACACUCACACACAUAUACGUACACCAACAAACCCCAACAAGCCCUUUUGUUAUAAGCUAUUUCGAAAUGCAAAUCAUUUAGUCAAGACGACGUAUUAACUAAAAACCAUUGAGAUUUUUUAAAAAUAAAAUAAAAUAAAAUAAAAUAUGAAAUAUAUUAUAUAUAAAUGUGGGGUCGGGGGUGGGAUACUUUUGAUGCCUAUUGUGUACAUUGGUACAGGUGUUGGAAAGUGUUUCAGGAAAGAAAAUAGCCAUGAAUGAUUUCAAAUCAAGGAUUUUUUAAUGAGAAUUUCCGAUUUUAGGAUUCCCCCUCCCUUCUCCAGGUUUCAAUCUCUUUGCUUUUCCUAUGUUUGAUCAUAAAAAAGAGAGAAAGUUAGUGGGGGGGGGAGAAAAAAAAGGAUAUUUGUACGUUUAGGAGUAGAUCUCUGUCCUAAAUAAAACCCAGCCUUAUAAAAUUCAGUGUUCGCUCCUCGCAAAGACUCGCUUUGACUGCAAAGCACUUCGGACUUUAGCAAACAACCACCUGAACACGUCGAAAAAGAACGAGAGGAAAGGCAGAAGUUUAACCUGAAAGAAACAGCUGGAUUGAUUCCCCCCCCCCUCCCCGUUGCUUGUGAGCAAGAUGCGGGAACGAAUGAGUGGCACGCGUGCGUGUGUUUUUUGGGGGGAAAGGAAAAAAAAAAACAAAAACCGCCUUCCGUUUUGCUCAGUGAAUUCAUUCCACUUUUUUUGAUCCGCCACGCCUCCGAAAUUUGCAGCGUUUGACGGACUUCUCUGGAAACUGGCAAGGCUGCGGCAGCCAGAGAGCGUUGGGGUGCCCUCUGAACGAACGAGACUCGCCUUUGUAUUAAAAGAGACAAAAGACUUUUUGCUGCUGUGAAUAAGCCAACUUUUGUUUAUUCUUUCGGGAUCUUGUUUUUUUUGUUGUUGUUGUUGUCACGGGAUGAUUUUGUUUGUUUGUUUCUCAUGUGACAAAAAUGCUUUAAUCUUGGGAUCUUGAAGGCGCCAGCAGUGCCCGCUUCCUCGCAGUGUGCAGCCAAAAGAUGCUCAGGGGAUGCUUUGCAAAGUCCCCAUCUUAAGACACACGUAUGUGCACACACAGACACAUUUUUCUGGGGGGUGGUGGGGUUAAUUGGAAGUCCCUCCGCCCGUUAGCUCCUGUGGCUCCUUUUCCAUCAUCUUGUAAAAAGCGGGGCUGGCUGGGAAAUUCUGGGAGUUGAAAUCCAUCUUAAAAGGCCAGCAAGGUUGAGGCACACUGUCACACAAAGCACCAGCUGCAAGUUCGCAAUGCUUUGUCGGCCACUGGGGUGCCAGGAACGUGGCUAGCUCGGCGUGCGCCUUGGCUGCGAUACUGCAGAAUUGUCACGGGUGAGAAACACGGGUGAGUUUGGAGCUGCCAAGGGCCUCUUCAUGAUACCUGAAAGAUCAGUGGCUCUAAAGGUGGAGACAGGGAUGUCGGAAGCCAGCCACUGACCAUAGUUUGCGCGUAAGCCAGAAUCCUUUCUGCCCUGUUUACCAGCUUGUUUUGCUCAGUUCUGAGAAGCAAGAGCGGUUUUGUAAGGACCAGCCUGAAGGAACCGCAUGCACACAUCUCAGGCAGCCUAAAGCAAGAAUAAGCCUUGGCUUGUUCAAUUUGCUUCCCCUCUUUUAUGGCUUAUUUUGGUCCGGUGUGAUCGCAGACAUGGGCUGGAUGGAGAAACACACCAGGAUGAAGCCAGUAAAGCCAAAACAAGAGUUUGCAUUCUCCUUUGCACGUUGCAUAAAAGCCAUAUCUGCAGCUGAGAAGCUGUCAACAAACUGGGUUUCAAACUGAACUUUAUUGGCCUAAACCAAACCUUGGUUUGUUUGUUUCCCCCCCCACUGCUUGAACAUUUUUAACGAUGCCAAAACCAAAUUAAAGCAACCACCUUCCAGUUUACCCAAGAACUGCAAAUUCUCCUUCCUAUUUUACUGUUCUUAAACACGGAAGGAAAACGUGUUUUUCCUCCCUUUGGUCUAUUCACACUGCGGCAGCCUGUCCUAAAAUUAAAGUAUUAAUUUGCAGUACACUAAAGGAAAAAAAAAUGUAUUAAUUUUUUUUUUAAAAAAAGCUGUUAUUAUCCAUUCUAAUAGCCAUUGUAAGCAUGAAUGUUGAAAAAGGAGGAAAGUACAUUUAGGGGAGCGGGUGGGAGACUGGUUAAGCAACCAUAUAAAAUACAAAGGAAGAUUUAUUAGAAAAAAGGAAUCAGGUUACUUAGGCAAAAUAAAAAUAAAAAUGAAAAGCACGAAACCGCUCAGUGAACUAGCUUGCAUGAUACAACUUUGUCUAAGUUUGAGGUCUCUGCCCUUCUUCAUUUGCAACGAAUGGAGUUCAGCUCUAAAGUGCAAUGCAAAACAAAACAAAACAAAAAGGAAUAUUGAUUGUGUUUAUGCAGUUAUUUUUUUAAUGUGAGGUUUUUUUUUAAAAAAAUUGCUUCUUUGUAUGUUUUUUUCUGCAAUUAUUAAAAGAACAUAUGCAUGAAAUUAAA